Messenger RNA from Mesorhabditis belari, 1902 nucleotides. The record is from the annotation of a GenBank genome assembly. NCBI's taxonomy places the organism in Eukaryota, Metazoa, Nematoda, Chromadorea, Rhabditida, Rhabditidae.
AUGUUGUUAUGCACAACGUCGUCGAGAUCGAUUUGGCCAAGUGCUUCUGCGUUGACUAGUGUCGUUUCGCUUCAACGAUCCCUUCACGAUCGAUCAUCUGUGCCGAGAGUUGUCGAUGAUCAUGAAAAGAGUCGCUGGAAGGUGAAAGAUGUUGGCUACAACUUCAGAUAUCAUCAAAAUGGAAUCGAGCAAUUGCCGAGAAUUCCAGGAUGCCGCGUUCCUGUUCAACGACCACAUUACAAGGAACGUGAUACUUGGCGAGAAUCACAAGCACGGUUUGGCCAGAAUGACUACAUUGACCUGCUGGGAGACGGAAGCAUUCAUCCGGCUCAAUUACAGUAUCACGUGCCGGUUUGGCUACGCGGAUUUCCGGGACAACACCGGGCGAAUGAGCUGGUUAAAUUGAUUCACUAUCGAAAUCUUUACAAGGAGAAGUUGCAAAACAAUUCCCCACGUAGAUGGCACGAUUUGCAGAAGAGGAUCAAGUACUUGUUGAUGUAUCACAACUACAAUAAACAGGAUGAAAUCAGAAACGAACGAGAUUUGGGAUUAUGGGAUGAAAAGCCGGACUACUUCUACAAGGACAAGAGUAGACGAUCGUAUGAAGACCUCGUCGUUCGCGUUGUUGAUGUUGGCAUGGACAUGCUUGAGUCUUACGUUACGUUUGAGACACCAUUCCAGGAGCUUCAGAACUAUGCGUUGAUCGCGACCGAGGGAGGACUCGACAUUUUGGGGAAACAUUUUACGGCUGAUUCAGAGAUUGAAACGAUCAGAGAGUACAUCACGUCGAGAUUAUGGUUCACGUAUCGACGAGGAUUUCAUCCAAUAGGUGGCACUGGCCCGGCGAGUGAUCAAGGUUGGGGUUGUAUGCUUCGAUGUGCGCAAAUGCUGCUCGGAGAGGUUCUUUUGAGACGUCACAUUGGCUUGCAUUACAACUGGAAAAGGGAGAAGCCGAGCGGAAAUUACGAGAAAAUUUUGCGAAUGUUUCUCGAUACGAAAAAUUCACUUUACAGCAUACAUUUAAUAGCUCAAAUGGGUGUUUCUGAGGGAAAGAAAGUUGGCGAGUGGUUUGGACCGAAUACGGCAGCACAAGUGCUGAAGAAGCUGUGCGUUUUUGAUACGUGGUCUGAUGUGGCAGUUCACGUAGCUUUGGACAAUAUUGUCGUGAGGGAAGAUGUCGAAUUGAUGGCCACAACGAUGCCAAGUGAUGAUGCAGUAAAAUUGAUAAGAGAAGAUGGAAAACUCGAUCACUCAUUGAUUCCUUCAAGCCUAUCGAGUGGGGAUUUUGAACGAGAGGCGGAUAAUUGGCGUUCAUUGCUUCUAAUCGUUCCGCUUCGUUUGGGUCUGACGACGAUCAACCGAUGUUAUCUACCGGCUAUACAGGAGUACUUCCGAUUGCCACAAUGCACGGGUAUCAUUGGUGGACGACCGAAUCAUGCUUUGUACUUUAUUGGGAUCACCGGGGAAAAGCUACUCUAUUUGGAUCCACAUUUUUGUCAGCAAUCACUCGUCGGUCCUCGUUACAUCAAACCGGAGUCGUUCGUGGAUGGAUUUGAAUCGAUCAACGCAACACAGGAAGAUAAUGCGGAUUUGAAAGAAAUCGACGACACCACGUAUCAUUGCCCGACUGUUCUUGGAAUGGCGUAUGAUCAGGUUGACCCGUCGUUAGCGUUGACGUUCUUUUGCCGUUCGCGGGACGAGUUUGAGGAUUUGAGUCGACGAUUGAAAGAAACUCUUCUCACCGCCUCAUCGCCUCCCCUUUUCGAGCAACUUCAGCAUCGACCGUCUUAUUGGCCAAAAUUCGAGCCUUACAUUGGUGUGAAGGCGAAAAUCGAGAUGAAAGAAUUUCAUGAUAUGGGCGAUCCGAACUACGACUCGGACGAUCAAUUUGAGGUCUUAGAA